CAUUCCCCUGGUGGCUUCCUGUUUUCCCACUGCUCACACUGGACCCCUCAUUUGGUUUCUCUUCCCAGAGCCGAAGCCACACCUCUGUCUACCAGGAUCCAGACAGCUGAGGGUGAGGGACGCAGAGAUCCUGCAGCACCAUGAACCCAGAAGGUCACCCAGGAAGCUGCAGCAUUGUUGGAGAUGCCAUCAAUUAUACGCAAGACACUCUGAGCACUGAAGAACUGCAAUCCCUGGCGACGGAUGAGGACUUCUUGGAAAAACUGAACCAGCUGUCCUGGUACUUCCCAAGGAAUUGGCCUGGGGAGGAGGCAGAAUGUGAAGAUUUGAGGACGCAAGAAACACCCCGAGCCGUGGAAGACACAGAGAGUCACCAACAGGAGCAGGAGUACAGGGAGAGGUUUUUGAAAGAGUUUCCUCAGGUCAAAAAGGAACUUGAGGAGCACAUAACCCAGCUCCGAGCACUGGCAGACAAAGCUGAGAAGCUGCACAAGGACUGUGCGUUCUACAAACUGGUGGCCAGCUCCACCAGCAUUGUGUCCGACAUCCUGACCAUUGCUGGCAUGGGUCUGGCUCCGGUGACAGCUGGCGUGAGUCUGGGACUGACAGUAACUGGGCUGGGUCUGGGGGCCGCAUCUGCUGUGACUGAUGUAGCCACCAGCAUCAUGGAACACGCUAGCAUGGCAGCCAUCAAAGUUGACGCCAAUAAAUUGACCUCCACUGGGGUCAACCCAGAGGAAGCAUUCAAGGUAGUUGUGUGUGACUGUGCCCCCAAAAUUGUUCCGUUGGGGAGGAACGUUAUCAGGCGCGUGGAGGGCAUUAAGAAGAAUCUUCAGGCCAUCAAGUUGGUCAAUGCUAACCCUCUUUUAGAAGCUCGAGUGAUACGCUUCUUGAAAACUGGAAGAAUCUCAACUCGAAAUGCCAGGAGGGUGCAGAAAGCUUUUGGAGGCACUGCACUGGCAAUGAGCAAAGGGGCCCGGUUGGCGGGGAUGGCCACUGCCGGUUUAUUCCUCCUGGCAGAUGUGUACAGCCUUGUGAAGCAAUCGGUACAUUUGCAGGCAGGAGCUCAGCCAGCGUCAGCCAGCAGGCUGAGGGAGCAGGCUUCGGAACUGGAGAUGAAGCUGGAAAAUCUCAAAGAGAUCCAUGCAAGUCUCCUGGAGGACUGACUUUAGGACCCCAGAAGAGAGUGGGGAGCAGAGGCCUGAUCAGACCGAAGUGUGGAGACACCCUCUUUUUCGGGGGAGGUUUCCGUGUGCUAAAUUUAAUUGACCUGGAUGCUGAGAGGUUUUGCUUUCCUGUUGAUGAGCACAGAGAGACCAUGGAGGCUUUGGAUGAAAGACAGGGCGGGAACGUGGCACCUGGAAUAAGGAAGGAGAGAGAAAAGGAGUGAGGAGAGUGGAGGAAAAACUCUUGUUUGUUUUGGACCAAAAAAUGUUUUUGAGUGUGAAUAAAGAAGCCCAGAGGAACAAAAAGUUAGAAGGAUUUGAUGACAGAAAAGCACCUGCUGUUUACACCCCACCUCCCGCCCCCUGGUUUCCCAUCCCAG
Messenger RNA from Sorex araneus (European shrew), 1546 nucleotides. RefSeq names its product apolipoprotein L3-like. Gene Ontology annotation, cellular component: extracellular region; membrane. The coding region runs from base 141 to 1166 and encodes 341 amino acids. Gene Ontology annotation, biological process: lipid transport; lipoprotein metabolic process. Lineage: Eukaryota; Metazoa; Chordata; Mammalia; Eulipotyphla; Soricidae. Gene Ontology annotation, molecular function: lipid binding. The transcript is spliced from 3 exons. The record is from RefSeq and is a predicted model, not a curated record.